This is a messenger RNA of Penicillium salamii, 1083 nucleotides long. The record is from the annotation of a GenBank genome assembly. NCBI's taxonomy places the organism in Eukaryota, Fungi, Ascomycota, Eurotiomycetes, Eurotiales, Aspergillaceae.
AUGGCAGACUCCGAUUUCACCGGUUCAGAAUAUGAUGGCCCAUCUUUCCAAUCAACUAUCAAGGACGCGGUCCUCGCGCCGUUCCGCGCGCUGGUCUCCAAGUCCGCCCUGCGCAUCUACCUAAACACCCUCCUGUUCAUGGGCGCAGCAUCCCUCCUAAUAGGAAUCUCCGCCAUUGCCUACGGAGUCUUCUACUUCAAAUUCAUCCCCACAGUCGGCCUCCAACGACAAGUCCAUCUCCAAUUCGGUAACGGCCACCCAUGGGGAACGGCGCAUUUCGACUCCGAAUUCGUCUCUGCCCAGCCGUACGAUGUCUCCGUGACCCUGGAAGUCCCCCGCACUCCCUCCAAUCUGGAUAAUGGUAACUUCAUGCUCGACCUUACCUUGUUCGCUACACGUCCUGCCUCCCUCGUCCUCCCUGGUCCGACAAACACCCCUAUCGCGCAGGCCCGCCGCCCAGCGAUCCUAACUUAUGCGUCAACGAUGGUUGAUAUGGCGCGACGCGCAACGCGCAUGCCUCUGUACCUGGUUGGUUGGCGCCGGGAGUCAGAGACCUUGGAAGUCCCGAUGAUGGAGCAAUUGGAGUUUGGCAAGGGUGUGCGAAACUUGCCGCAGAGUCUACGGCUUGAGAUUCAGUCGGAUGCCAGGAUGCAGAUUUACUCCGCCCAUGUCGAGUUCCGGGCUAGGCUUACAGGGCUCAGGUAUGAUUUGAUUUUUAUGAUUUGGGAUGUGGUUUUGACUAACUUGGCUAGAUGGGUUAUGUAUCGUUGGAAGAUUACCUCGUUUGUGGUAUUCAGUUCUCUUUUCUGGUCUGUUUCUAUGCUCUCUGCUAGCUUGACGUGGUUGGUGAUGACAUGGGUUUUGGGGACUGCGUCGACUACUGUGAUCAAGCCGGAGCUGGGCCUUGUGAAGGAGGAAUCGGCGACAGAGGAUGAAUCCUCUGAUGAGUCUGUUAAGAAAGAAGAGGAAGAGGAGACUCGGCUUCAUAGUUUACCGACGGAGAGUGAAGCAAUGGGUUCUGGAUUGGAGAGCGCAGAAGCUCGUGGAGUGCAGAAACGUCGAAGUCAUAGCCAGCAGGACUAA